AUGGAGCAGGGGAGAGGGCGGAGGAAGAGGAAGCAAUCCGUGGACUGGUCAGGCCUCCCCAGUUCCGCCCUCUUCUCCAUCCUGCAGCGCCUCACCGUCUUCAGGGACUUCUUCGCCUUCGGCGGGGUCUGUAGGGCAUGGCGUUCCAUCUCCAACCCCGUCCUGGCGAAUCUCAUGGCGUCCCAGCCGCCUCUGCUCUGCUCCGCCGGCGGCCACCACUUCUACAGCUUCUCCCAGGACAGAUUCCACCGGAGCAACCUCCCCGGGUUGCGCCGGAAAAGCUCCGUGGUCCUCGGCUUCUCCCAUGGUUACCUGAUUCUAGGGCACAGCGGCCCCCGCCGGAAGAUAUGGCUCGCCAAUCCCUUCACCGGAAAGGAGAUCACCUUCCUCCCGCCGAUCCCCUGCUCCUGCUCUGUGGAGUGGGCCGCCAUGACUGCUCCUCCAGAUCUUCCACAGUCUCUGAUCAUGGCGUGGUGCCACCACACCAUCAUCUACUGCCGUCCCGGGAAUCUCAGCUGGUCCAUCUACUGGUGCGAGACGGAGGAAGAGAGAGCUUGCAGUCGAUGCCCGGUGGUUCUAAAGGGGGCAGUCUACGGGCGGAGUACUCUCAGCGGGAAGCUGCUGAAAUUUGAAUUCCUUCCCGGGCCUAGAGUUUCCCGACUGGGGGCGAAGGAUCUUCUUCCGGGAAGUUCCAGCGUCUGGUUGGCCAUCUCCGGAGGAGAGAUCAUGGCAGUUUUAGGUGGAUCUGCAGACGGCUUUGUGGUCUACCGGCUGGAUCAUGGAGAAUGGGCGAGGGUGGAAGACCUUGGAGAUCGAGCGAUCUUCAUCACUCCCACUGGAUCUGGUACUACAGACGAGUGCCCUAGUAAAUGGGGAGGGGAGGGGAACUGCAUCUAUUACCAUCUUCCCCUAGAGCGGGGAGUGAAGGUCUUCCGCAUGGGAGGAGGCUCCGACUCUGAGAGGGUUUCUCUUCCGAGUUCAAGCUCCCGCCAUGGAUUAUCCUGGUCCAUCUGGGUUCUGCCUGGUCUGUGCUGCUGAGGAAGCUCUCGGUCCUCCCGGUUGGACACUGCAAGUGGAUGGGUUCGAUGAAGGCAAGGCUAAUGAGCUUCGUCACCGUCGGCGUGUUCUUCGGGAACCCUAAUCUCCUUCUGCAUCCCUCAGUCCUGCUCAGUGGAACAGGUAACAGAUAG
Spirodela intermedia is the source of this 1190-nucleotide messenger RNA. The record is from the annotation of a GenBank genome assembly. NCBI's taxonomy places the organism in Eukaryota, Viridiplantae, Streptophyta, Magnoliopsida, Alismatales, Araceae.